Molecule: messenger RNA, 2446 nt
Organism: Fukomys damarensis (Damara mole-rat)
Lineage: Eukaryota; Metazoa; Chordata; Mammalia; Rodentia; Bathyergidae
Gene: Cnot11
Product: CCR4-NOT transcription complex subunit 11
Exons: 7
Coding region: 303-1559 (418 amino acids)
Biological process (GO): mRNA catabolic process; negative regulation of translation
Cellular component (GO): CCR4-NOT complex
Source: RefSeq, a predicted model, not a curated record
UGAUCACUGACUCCCUGAGUCCGCCCUAGUUUUAAAUUAUUUUUAUGAAUGCAUACUUGCAGUACGUAGUGAUUGAAUUUUUCUUGGGGCUUUACUACUGGUACAUAAUACGUCUGAACCGCUCCCAUUUUGAAAUGUCAAAGGAGCAACAGAGGUUACAAUUAGGAAGCUGAAGGCGUUUUUGGGUUGAAGCAGAUGUAAGGACUUCUCGGCCGCUUUCCGUGGCGUGUUACAGUGUGAUGAGGGCUUGAGUCUCGAAUUCACGUCUCAGCCAACGAGUGUCCCUGGACAUUGUGCACAGUAUGCAGCUUUGGGGAGAUCAGACCUUCGUUGGGUGUGAGGAUGGCCUGCUGUUUUGCGGUGUUGGGAUCAAACUCAGAAUCUCCGGCGUGCUAGGCAAUGGUAUAGCCAGGUGCUGUGCCUCUAAGCUGCUCCCCAGCCCGAGGCUCCUUAUUCUCAACCCAAACAGCAGAUGCGCGCACAGAUGGGAUAGUAAGAGGACCCGGAGACUGACCUGCCUCAGCGUAGUGAAGGGAGCAGGAUUUUUACCUCCUAUAACUCCACCGGAGAAGUUUUUUCUUUCCCAGCUGAUGCUGGCACCCCCAAGGGAGCUCUUCAAAAAGACUCCUCGCCAGAUUGCGCUGAUGGAUGUGGGAAACAUGGGCCAGUCGGUGGACAUCAGCGGGCUCCAGUUAGCCUUGGCUGAACGCCAGUCGGAACUGCCAACGCAGAGUAAAGCCAGCUUCCCUAGUAUUCUUAGUGAUCCAGACCCAGAUUCUUCUAAUUCUGGAUUUGACAGCUCAGUGGCUUCUCGGAUCACAGAAUCUUUGGUCAGUGGACCCAAACCACCUAUCGAAAGCCAUUUUCGCCCAGAAUUUAUCCGUCCACCUCCUCCGCUGCAUAUUUGUGAAGAUGAACUGGCUUGGCUCAAUCCCACAGAGCCCGACCAUGCGAUUCAGUGGGAUAAGUCCAUGUGUGUUAAGAAUAGCACCGGGGUAGAGAUCAAGCGAAUCAUGGCCAAAGCCUUCAAAAGCCCUCUAUCGUCUCCCCAGCAAACACAGCUCCUUGGUGAGUUGGAGAAAGACCCCAAACUUGUUUAUCAUAUUGGCCUCACUCCAGCCAAACUUCCAGACCUAGUGGAAAACAACCCUCUGGUUGCAAUAGAAAUGCUGCUGAAAUUAAUGCAGUCCAGCCAGAUCACCGAGUACUUCUCUGUCCUGGUCAAUAUGGACAUGUCCUUACACUCAAUGGAAGUUGUAAAUCGACUAACUACAGCUGUUGAUCUACCUCCUGAAUUUAUUCACCUUUAUAUAUCAAAUUGCAUCUCUACUUGUGAACAAAUUAAGGAUAAGUAUAUGCAGAAUCGUUUGGUGCGUCUUGUGUGUGUCUUUCUCCAGUCCUUGAUUCGUAACAAAAUUAUUAAUGUGCAGGACUUGUUUAUCGAAGUGCAGGCUUUCUGUAUAGAAUUCAGUAGGAUACGAGAAGCUGCAGGUCUGUUCCGGUUGUUGAAGACAUUGGAUACUGGGGAAACACCUUCGGAGACCAAAAUGUCAAAAUAAUACCUCAUUAGAAGUACCCUACCCUAUUCAUCGUUCAACUGUAUUGUGCUUAGUUUUUAAAACUUGAAUUUUUUAAAAUUCAAGAGUGGAUUGCUUGCUCUAAUACAUAUACAUUUAUGUACUUAAAGCAAAAAUGUUUUUCCAGGAUGACUUUUUCCUAUAGAUGAACUUUUGUAAGGACCUAGGAAAAUGUCUUUUAAGUGUCUUGCUGAUGACUGUCCGUAGUGGACCCCUAAUCUCCAAAAAUACUGAAAGAAAGGAGGUGAUUCUUUUCUUAUUCCUUUUUUGUGGUAGCACUAAAGAACAAAUUGCCUGCUUUUGGUUAAAAGGCAAGAUACAGGGUUCUUAUAAAUCAGAAAUCCUUUCCUAAGGUUCCAGUGUUAAAGACAUUUUAAGAAUUUGUGAUAUUUUGCUUGUGGUGGUGACAGCAGUUGGGUGUAGCUCUUGCCAUCUCAUGAAGAAGCCUGAACCAAGACUGCACUUGUAACUAUCCUGCUUUUUGUGGGGACUUUUAAUUAAUAGAACACAGAAUAAAAAUGUCUCCCGGGCCUUUUCUAAAUACAGGAGCCUUCAGGAACCUUUUCUAUUUUCUUUUUUUUUUUGGCACUGGGAAUCAAACUCUUGGUGGCGGAAUCACUGAGCUAAAAUCCCUGGUCCAGGAACCUUUUCUAGCAUUUUUUCUUUCUUUAUUUCCCCACUCGAGAUAAUACUGUUACUAGCCAUUUUUUGGUCUUAAUUUUAAGGAAAAAGAUGAGUAUUUGGGAGGUGGUGUUGCCCCCAGGAGCCCAUUGCCCGUGGGGUGGUUGGAGAUGAGAGCAGGGUGGUGCCUGGCUGUCAUCCUCUGACUUUGGAUAACAGUGCCUUCCAUUAAAGUUCUUUAUUAUCAA